[Torrubiella] hemipterigena is the source of this 2451-nucleotide messenger RNA. Lineage: Eukaryota; Fungi; Ascomycota; Sordariomycetes; Hypocreales; Clavicipitaceae. The record is from the annotation of a GenBank genome assembly.
UGAAAAAACACGGCCUCCCACCUUUCUGGCUCUUUUGCCUCGUUCUAUUUUUUGUCUUCUCUUUGUGUUGCAGAUUCUUCUUUUCCUUUUGCUUCAUCUGAUUUCCUCUGCUGCUAAUAGCAUUGCAUCUUUUCUUUUACUGCCUUGACGGUCUUUUUUGUAAAAGCGUUGAAGCUCGCAUCUUGUUGCGCAUCACACAACGCCGCCCCUCCAUCCACCACGUCUUCUCUGCCCUGCUAGAGACAAGAACAACACCACCACCAAAAGCAACACUAUAUAUACGCACACAUUCACACGCAUUUCAUACACCCUCGCCGUCUGGUGCCUGUGUCUGUUGUCGUAAGCUCUCACACGGUCCUAAAGGCCAUGGCCCUAACAAAGCAGGCGUACUACCGAAACCCUGAUGACUUUCCCACCCUCCAACUCUUCCUCCUCGCCAUUGUGCGACUAGCUGAACCCAUUGCUCUCACAUCCAUCUACCCCUACGCCUGGGCUCUCGUCAAGAAGUUUGGAAUUGGUACCGAGCAAGAUGCAUCCUUCUACUCGGGUCUCCUCAUCUCCUCCUUCUCACUGGCCGAGGCCUUGAUGGGUAUGUACUGGGGAGGGCUUUCAGAUCGUAUUGGCCGAAAGCCUGUUCUCAUGAUUGGUUGCGUCGGCACCAUGUUCAGCAUGGUUAUGGUCGGCUUCGCCUCCAACAUUUGGAUCGCUCUACUUGGCCGUGCCAUUGGUGGUUUCCUCAACGGCAACAUUGGUGUUAUCCAGACCAUGGUUGGCGAACUCGUCACUAAGCAAGAACAUGAACCACGUGCAUUUGCUGUCAUGCCAUUCGUAUGGAGCAUUGGCACCAUCAUUGGUCCUUGUAUUGGUGGAACAUUUGCUGAUCCACACUCCGCAUGGCCUGAAAUCUUUCCCAAGGGCAGCAUCUUUGAUCGCUACCCGUACCUCCUACCUAACCUGAUGUGCUCCUUUCUCAUGCUCGUCAGUAUUGUGCUGGGUCUCGUCCUCCUUGACGAGACGCACCCUGACAUGCAACCCCGUUCCAAUCUCCCUGCAGACACAUACGUCUCGGAGGAAACCCCUCUAAUGGAGACGUCCGACGCAAUCAAGCGCCCUGCUGUCGACCUGCGUGCCGAAACGUAUGGAACGAUUCGCGAACUAAACGAUGAUUGUGAGCAUGAAUGGCGCUAUGAGACUCCUCGUGAAGAAAAGUCUCUUUUCCUAGCCAAUGUAUGGAACAAGCGUGUCGUGGGAUUCAUCAUUGCCCUGUCCAUCUUCACAUACCACUCCAUGACGUACGACCACCUGAUGCCCAUCUUCUUCGAAGACCGUCGCGUAUCUCCCACAUCCAUUCUCCAACUCAGCAGCCCACCCUUGCUAUACUCGCCUGGCGGCCUUGGCCUUUCACUACGUGAUGUUGGUAUGAUCAUGGCUGUCAAUGGCGUCAUCGCCCUUGUUAUCCAGGCCGUGGUCUUCCCCAUUGCAGCAGAGAGAGUUGGCGUUUACAAACUCUUCCUCAUUGUCACGGUACUGCAUCCCAUUGUGUACGCCAUUGUACCUUUUCUUCUCUACGUCCCCGAAUCCCUCAUCUUCCCGGCCAUUUACGUCUGCUUGGCCGUACGAAACACCCUAUCUAUUAUCCUCUACCCGCUUCUUCUUAUCCUCAUUAAGGAAGCUACUCCUUCCAGCAGCGCUCUCGGAAAGAUCAAUGGUCUUGCCGCCAGCGCUGGUGCCGCAUGCCGUAUGAUUGCUCCCCCAAUCGCCGGUUACCUCUACAUGUUUGGCAGCAAGCACAACUUCACUGCUCUCGCCUGGUAUGGAAGUGCUGUGGUCGCCGUUGUAGGCUCCAUCCAAUGCUUCAUGGUACCCAGAGCCCACAACGAAUGCUUUGAGGAAGACUCUAUGGACUCGUCCUCUGAAGUGUCAGAGGAAGACCUGGAGUAAGUUUCUCUACUUUCCCUUGUCCGCUUUGCAGAGCAACACCAUUUUCUCGUGGCUUUAUCUCUGCAUCCCCCUUAAUUGUGAAAGUAGAGCCUGACGAUGCAGGCUCUACCCUAAACGCUUUUGAUAACUUUGAACAGAUUUGACGACUUGCCAAUGUGUGUUGGUACGUUGGAGAGUCUCAUUCCAUGAUGAUUUAAUGUUUGUGUUGCAUUUUUGGCACGGCGUCUAUUGUUUGGCGCAUACUAACGGUCCAUAUUAUUGCAUAAUCUUGUUUUUUGUUCUUUUUUUUUUGUUUCUUUUGGAUAUGGCGCGGGCGUUGGUUGAGCCCGAAAAAGUUGUACUUUAUCAUAGAUUAUUGCCGUAGCUUCUUGGGCGCUUUUGUCCACUCCUCGAAGAAUAAACGAGGCUUAGGAUAAAUUAGCUUAGUUGAAAUGGAAUGAGCGGGAUUCUUUCUUACUUUUUUCCAAAAAUAAAACAAAAUAUUUUAAUCUUGCAGGUUCAAACCGCUGG